Messenger RNA from Branchiostoma belcheri (Belcher's lancelet), 2142 nucleotides. RefSeq lists its product as uncharacterized. Gene Ontology annotation, biological process: DNA integration; DNA recombination. NCBI's taxonomy places the organism in Eukaryota, Metazoa, Chordata, Leptocardii, Amphioxiformes, Branchiostomatidae. Gene Ontology annotation, molecular function: DNA binding; [protein-PII] uridylyltransferase activity. The transcript has 3 exons. The record is from RefSeq and is a predicted model, not a curated record. The coding region runs from base 1 to 2142 and encodes 713 amino acids.
AUGGGUGACGUGUACCUAGACAGGGGUACUGUGAGUAGGAAUGGGAGCGACUUUACAAAGGCUUCAGCCCUGUAUAAUUCAGCUCUGGUGCGCUGUCAGGACCCAGACAACACCCAGGCCCUCCUACACCGUAUCAAACGCACGGAGAAGGUUUUUCUGGAGAAGGUGGGUGGAGUGAAGGAAGCCGUGUCGUCUAUAGUAGAAGCAGACCUCACCCACAAGUCGCAACUCCAGGACAUCAGGUCAGAAUGCGAUACUCGCUUACAGGAGAUACAAAAGCUGUGUAACUACGACCAAGGGGAUCAGAAAAGCGAGGAAACCCUAGCGGCGGAGAGAAGAAGGGCAGUUGCGGUAAGACGACUUUACCAUGAUACCACUAUUAAGAUAAAACAGUUCAUUUCUGACCUCCUGCAAGAAUGUUUUGGCUUGCUCGGCGACCCGCCAUGCCCGUAUGCCGUUAUUGGCCUGGGUUCCAUGGCAAGAGAAGAAAUGACGCCAUUUUCCGAUUUCGAAUUCGCCAUCCUCGUCGAUGAAAGUAAAGAAGAAAAGAGCAACGCUCGGUACUUCAGGGUACUGACUUAUCUACUUCAUCUCAAGAUCCUCAAUCUUCAAGAGACGAUUCUCCCCGCCAUGGCGAUCAGAUCUCUGAACAACUUUGUUUCGGGGGACCCCGCGGAGAACUGGUUUUACGACUCGGUGAUGCCGCAAGGAUUUGCCUUUGACGGCGCCAUGCCCUGGGCCUGUAAAACGGCCAUAGGCAGGGGACCGUAUAAAAACAAACCAGCACUAGAAUACAUCAGGACUCCCGGCGGAAUGGCAGAGCUCCAGAAAGAGGAGGAAGACCACGUGGCGGAUGUACUGCGUAAAGUGUGUCUGAUAACAGGAGACCAGCGCCUGGUGAACCAGUAUGAAAGAUUGGUGAAUCAGUAUCUGGAUUCACCCUCUCAUGUCAAGGGCUUGUCUGUACGUACGGAGCGGGCACUGCGCACUCUCUGCACCGACAUGGAAACGUUCAACAUCCACAGGAUCCCAAGGAGGGCGGAACCGUUCAGUGUGAAGAAGUUCGUGUACCGCCUGACCAGUUUGGUGGUAGACAGCUUGGGGCUGUUGGUUGGUUCUGAUGAGAAAACAGCUGCCGCCAUUUUGUCGGAGAUGACGAAUCAGACGAUAAUCCACAAAGUCAACGGUCACCACCUGCAGGUGGCUGCCGCGAUAGCUGACGAAACGCGCAUGCGCACCUAUAUUGCCAACGGUGGUCAAAAGGAACUCGCCUCUUUCUGGCCCACAUCUCCCGUUACCGACUACGCAGGCGCGCCAAUCUUCCGAGACAUCGAAUCAGGAGCCAUGCACCGUUUUUUCAAGACUACAUUCGCCCUGCAGUCUUUCUUGACGACUUCAGUUCACCAUGAAGAGCAAUACAAAGAGUUCGAAAUCAUCCACAGGCCGGAUACUGCACACUUGACGAAGGAAAAGGCCCUGUCUGUCGUUUCAAACUUAUUCCAUAAGCUACGAAAAUCAGAGCUGUACGAAGAUGAACCAUCGAGAGUGGUGGAAGUCGUGGAACUCAGGAGACCGGAAGUUGAAGGGCAGGCCAUAUCCGGAAUGUUUAAUCAUACAUUCGGGAAAACCCUACGGGGCGGCUCGGCAAACGCUUUCCCGAUCCUCGCGGGGAAGGACAACGCCACAUGCCCGGUCAGAGCCUUGCAAGUGUACAUAAGGAUAGCGCGAGCCCUCGGUAUCUCCUUUGAAAAAGGAUACCUGUUCAGGACGGUAAGCAAAGACAGCAAGAUCCUGAAUGAACCAUUCACGUACGACGCCGCACAGUAUCGCUUCAGAGCAUACUUAAGGGAAAUAGGAGAGUACAACGGCGACACACUUCACGGCGUACGCACAGCCAGCGCCAUAACCAUGGCGUUGGGAGGGGCAGACGCCGCGUCCCUGAUGACACACGUCGGGUGGAAGAGUAAAUCCACGGCCGAGCGCUACCUGCGGCUCGACAGGGUGUGUCACGAAAAUUCCCCGGCAGCAAUCCUGCACGAUGAAGUAUCGAAAGAGCCCAAAAAGGAUGGACAAGAGCAAACGGGAGCGGGCCCAUUCUAUAGCAGCAGGAACUACGGGAGGCUCAGACCCGUCUUCGAGUAA